Molecule: messenger RNA, 1293 nt
Organism: Durotheca rogersii
Lineage: Eukaryota; Fungi; Ascomycota; Sordariomycetes; Xylariales; Xylariaceae
Exons: 3
Coding region: 1-1293 (430 amino acids)
Source: RefSeq, a predicted model, not a curated record
AUGUCGGUGUUUUCGUUGAUAAGGCGAGCUCGGGCGCAAGCGAAGGAGCAUAGUGCGAAGCAAGCUGAAAAGGAGAAGGAAGAGACCGUCAAGUUACCCUACAAGCAUGUGGUCACCCACGCUGCCGCCGACGCCCUAGCAACGGCGCCUGCAAGCUGGAAGGACGUUGACAGAGCUAGGAUCUUGGAGCAGACUAAACGGAGGACUGCUUUGGCGGCGAGCGACCCCAGCAUGUCCGGGCUGCCUCGGGUUGGGAGCUCAUCAUCCUACAAUCCAUACGCGGCCGUCUACGCAACCCCUGUUGUCCCACUGCCAAAGAAUUACAGCUAUAGCAGCGUACCUGCAUCCUGGCGCGAGCCGGGCACUUCUCGAGACGGCCCGGACUAUAUUAGCCAUCCACCGAGUGCGAAAGGAAAGGAGCGGGCGUCGGCACCACCCUCGGGAUUUUCGAGACUGGCCUCGGAGGUAUCGCCUGCGCAGGCCAACGCCGUCCCUCGCAAAGUUGUGUCUCCCAACGGGAGCUCGGGAACUUCUAGCGGAUCCGACGAAGAGCUAGAAAUCAGGAAUACGGGCUCGAAUCACCGUCCCCAAAGUCCCGACGAUCGUUGCAGCCCCUCACGGAGAAGUAAUUCUAACCGCCGCAUACUCGAUCUCGGCACUUUCAUUCCGGCUGCCGGCUCGAUAACCCCCUCCUCAUCCUCUACCUCUGGGGCGAUCUCUUCCACGUCGUCCACUGCGUCGAUCGGUAUCGCUAUCGGGACACCCGGGGCGUCUUAUUCUCCCCCCUACCGGCCCAGUUCGAGUCCCGCAGAAAACUACGCGGCCCUGGGCCGGAUGAAUAGCAAGGAAACAACCUGGAGCGCUGCUCCGACGCAAGCGCAGCCCUUUGAGCCCCAACGAAGGCUCUCGCUGGCGAGCGUAUACACGGCUUCCACCGAUACGCGCGUAUCGCUAAAUGGGCAGAGCGUGCUGCCGGCGGGCGCGCCGGCACCUAGGAGGAGGCGCAGGUUGUCCAAGACUAGGCCGCCAGACAGCAACGGCAGUGUCAGGAUGUCGUCGGAGACAGUGCGUCCGACCGGACUGAGAGUAGACGGUAUCAGCGCGGCCGCGACUACGGACCUCUCGCAAGCGAACUACGCGACUCAGCAGCAGGGACAGAAGGGGAUCGUGGCUGCUCCGAACGGCGACGCGGGCUGGAAGAAAAUGAGAAGGUUUAGUAAGAGUUCGGACAGCGAGACGGCUCGGGGAGUGCGGUGGCCGUUUUGGAUCGGCAGUAAAACGUCGGCUAGAUAG